AUGCCUCCGAUUCGCAGCUCCAGAAACCGCAAGCCUCCGCCCGACGGCUUCGAAGACAUCGAAGACACUCUGCUCGAAUUCUCCAACAAGCUCAAGGACGCCGAGAAUGCCUCGCACGAAGGAAAGAAGAAGCACGAAAUGGUCUGGCCCGUCUUCCAAAUCACCCAUCAACGCUCAAAAUACAUCUAUGACCUCUACUACGAGAAAGAAGCCAUCUCCAAACAGCUGUACGAGUGGCUGCUGAAGAACAACUAUGCCGACAAGAACCUGAUCGCAAAGUGGAAAAAGCAGGGUUACGAGAAGACCAAGGAAACCAACUUCAACAGCACCUGCAUCUGUCGCGUGCCUCGUAAGCAGCUCAAAGAGGACCAAGUCAUUCAGUGUGUCAACUGCGGAUGCCGUGGAUGUGGAAGCAGCGACUAA
Aureobasidium musti is the source of this 423-nucleotide messenger RNA. NCBI's taxonomy places the organism in Eukaryota, Fungi, Ascomycota, Dothideomycetes, Dothideales, Saccotheciaceae. The record is from the annotation of a GenBank genome assembly.